Messenger RNA from Auanema sp. JU1783, 1170 nucleotides. Lineage: Eukaryota; Metazoa; Nematoda; Chromadorea; Rhabditida; Rhabditidae. The record is from the annotation of a GenBank genome assembly.
AUGUACAGCGAUUACCGUCUUCAGGAAUUGGUACAAGAAACAGUUGCCAAAGUAUUUGAAGCAGCACAAAUGCAAAACUCCACUAGUUUCAACUUGAACUCACGCCGAAAAACAUUGAGUGGUUCGUUCGAUGAGGAAUUUGGACAACAUGAUGAUUCAUACGAAAUAUAUGACCUUCAGAGAGAUGAAACUUUUGAAGAAGAAGCUCAUCUAGGUGAGGGAGAUUUGGCUAGAGCUCACUGGAUUCAGCUUCAUAAAACGAACAAACAAGGACUGAUAGUUCAGAAUGCAUUCAUACAUAUCCUGACCAAGUAUAAGCACAUUCGACCAAUCUGGCAUUUUGGAAAGAACAUAGAAGAUUCAUCGGACGAAUGGAAAACAAUGCUCUAUGAGGAUUUUUAUUUUCGACAUCACUGUGCAUCUAUACAAGCUGGUCUUACAAUGGUUAUGGAGAAUAAGGAUGAUUCAGCCGGAAUGAGGAAAUUAUUAAAUGAGAUAGGCGCCCAUCAUUUUUUUUAUGACGCUUGUGAGCCGCAUUUGGAUGUUUUUGAGGAAGGAAUCAUUGAGUCAAUGAAAACGGUUCUGCAUGGCGUUCAUUCAUUGGAUGAGCAGACAGAAGCUUCAUGGCGUAUGCUACUACUAGAAAUCAAAACAUAUAUGAGCGAAGGCAUUUCCAUACAACGCAAUACAUAUUUGAAACAGUGUAUGACGGGACAAGAAAUUGAUUACAUAAGGAAGCGCUGGAUAUCAGUAACGGAAUUUGGUUUAUUAGAGACUGGAAGACAAUUAUGUGAAAUAGCUCUUCGAACUUAUGCGGAGCUUUUGAAUAAAUAUAAUAUCAAUAUGCCUAUGCCGGAAAUCUCAAAAUCGCACGAAAAUUUUGAUGACUUUGCUAAUCUGACCAUUUCUGCUAUUGAUUUGACAAUCAAAUCAUAUAGAGAUGAUUGUGGGUUCAGUCAACUGACUAGUCAAUUGAAGGAUUUCGUGACUACUUGUUUAGUGCUAGACGUUUGCCCACCUCUAGUACGGAAGUCUGUUAUGCAAGGAUUAAUCAACACGUUAUCAAAAAUCUUAGGAGAGGAAGAAAUGAGUGACGUGAACAUCCAAAUAUGGAGUAAGCUCUAUCGAGUAUUGGAACAGGCAGUAAUUGCGAACAUCAUUGACUAUUAG